GGUCCGCCAACAAAACAGAAACUGGGUCUAACCAAAUCCCUCAGCUAGCUAAACACACACAGCAGCCAAGGCAGAGAGCACAGAGUAGAGAGAUGAGAGCUGUCACUUCACGAAACAAGCCAGUCCUCCUUCGCAUAACUCCACGAAUAAAAAGCAAGGCGCAGCAAUCAUUUAGGCAACUGUAGUUUUUUUUUCUCAGAGACGAAUAGACCCCCUUUUGGAUCCGUUUACCUUCAAUACCGUCUAUCCAAACAAACACCUGCUUGAGGAGUUCUUUAUGCUCGGAUGAGCCACUUCACCAAGGGACUAUAAUUCCUACUUCAUGUGAACGAAUCGGAGCCUAUGAUAAUAAUGCUUCCUAGCCCUGUUAUUUCUGCCUCCACCACGCCGUUCUCAGUCAAGGACAUACUAAAGUUGGAGCUUCAGCAGCAUGCUCAACAACAGCGGCUUGCCUCACACCUUGGGCCGCACCAUGAGCGCUCUCACCUGGGUCCACAGCAGCACCAAUACACCCUCCAGUCGCCCCCGUCUUGUAUGCUGGCCGGCAGGGACAGGAACAGCCCCAGCCCCGGGCUCUCGGAAGAAGAGGAGAGAAUGGCCUACCUGAGUAGUCUGACGGUUCAGGAACGGCUGAUGGAGACGGGUCCAGCCGGGGAGAUAUUCAUUUCAGCCGACACCAGUCUGGAGGUUGAGCAAGAGGACAUAGACGCCAAAGCUUGUGGCGCAAUGGAGGUGAGGGCCUGUGAAGAGUCCCCGCAGGCGCACUCAGACUUGGAGAGACUCCCAAAACAGCAGAGGACCCGGCGGAAACCGCGCGUGCUCUUCUCCCAGGCGCAGGUGUUCGAGCUUGAGCGGCGCUUCAAGCAGCAGCGUUACCUAUCCGCCCCCGAGAGGGAACACCUGGCGAACACUUUGAAACUGACCUCCACACAGGUCAAAAUCUGGUUCCAGAACAGGAGGUAUAAGUGUAAACGGCAGCGGCAGGACAAGACCCUAGAAAUGGCCGGACACCCUCACCAUCUUCCCCCACCUAGGAGAGUGGCAGUCCCGGUGCUGGUGCGGGAUGGGAAGCCCUGCCUGGCUGGAUCUCAGAACUAUAAUACAUCCUACAGUGUUGGAGCGGCCAGCCCCUAUAGUUAUAACGGCUAUCCGGCUUAUUCCUACAAUAAUCCAGUGUAUACUAACACAUACUCAUGCACGUACUCUAGCCUGCCUACUCUAGCACCCAACUCUACUGCUAACGCUUUUAUGAAUAUGGGUCUGGCGAACCUGGGCGCGUCGCAAUCUCAGGCCCAAACACCGCAGGGAACAGCCUGCCAAGGAACUCUGCAGGGCAUUCGGGCCUGGUAGCUGAAUGUGAUGAUCUGCUUGUUGAUUUAUAGUUGAUCACGUCGAUCACUUGCCUACAGUAUUUUUGGGAUAAGGGAAAACCUGUCUGUGUCCCAUGCAGCAAAAUAGAAGGAUUUCUCAUUGAAAACCGUCAUAUUGAGACUCGAUCACCUUGUACGAAUAUAUUAGUUGUUUCCUCAUCAACGCGGCAAAAACAUGUUUGGACUAUUCCAGAGUCACUGUUGGAUAUAGAUAGAUAUAUACUAUGGCAACAUUGCAGACGGACUAAAACGCGUGCGCAACCGUGCGUAAUAUGGCCUUAAAGCUGUUGGGUGCUCGUGAACCAAGGAUGUGAAUGGCAAACAUUGGCAAUGGUUAUAUCUGAGCUAUUUACAUCUAAAAUAUGACUUUACCAGUAGCCUACUUGGUCUUUACCAGUGAAAACAUUAUUCUUCAACAACAUAACAUAAACUCCUUAAAUAAAAUACCGAACAUGUGUGAGGAUUAUUUGUUGUUACUUCGAAUUGACCAUUUGCUGCUGCCUUUUUAGUCACUUAUUUGAGAUAUUCUGCACUUAAACAAUGCCCGCUGCGGUUU
Molecule: messenger RNA, 1926 nt
Organism: Oncorhynchus keta (chum salmon)
Lineage: Eukaryota; Metazoa; Chordata; Actinopteri; Salmoniformes; Salmonidae
Product: homeobox protein Nkx-2.5-like
Exons: 2
Coding region: 343-1350 (335 amino acids)
Biological process (GO): cell differentiation; regulation of transcription by RNA polymerase II
Cellular component (GO): nucleus
Molecular function (GO): DNA-binding transcription factor activity, RNA polymerase II-specific; RNA polymerase II cis-regulatory region sequence-specific DNA binding
Source: RefSeq, a predicted model, not a curated record